AUGGAAGCACCUAGGAAUCGAAAGCAACGACGAGCAGCCGCCGCUGCCUCCAAGAGCGACUCCGACUCCACCUUCGAUCCGUCCUCCAUCCCGAUGGCCCAUCCGCCCCGAAGCACCACAAAGAACCCGAAAGAAAAGACGCUAGUGGAGUUGAUAGCUGAGCGGGAGAACGAACUGCUAGGCCUGGGUCAUGACAGGAGCUCGACCGGAAUGGACGGUUCGACUCCUGGGACCCGAUUCGUGAGCAUCGACCCGACGUCUGGCGAGAUUUCCAACUUGGAUGCAUCGGAACUCCCAAACGAACAACAAGGAACAAAAGAAUCUAUCACGGGGUCAGCAUCUGACGGGAAUUCGGGGUCUGGGGAAGACGAGGACGCGCCAAUCCCACCGUUCAUCGACACGGUGCUGCUCUCGGUGCCCCUGACGACGUUACACAUGACGUUAGCCUAUCUCGCGGCUCAUCAGUACGCGGAAUACAUCGUUUUGGACAAACUCAUCCGCGAAUCUGUAUUCGUUGCCUUCCCGAUCCUGACGUUUGCCAUUCACCUAGCGCAUGGGCAUAUCGUGUCCUUCGGUAAUGUCCAGAGCUCAGAACACGUCUCGCUUAUCCCGUUCCACCGAGAUAAAUUCUCGAUCGCGUUUCUUCGAAAACUGCUCUUCCCGCCAUCAUUGCGGACUAUGGUCUUCCUUCCGCUUGCUAUCUGCCUUGGGGCUAAGCUGAUGGCCAUGACCAACGAAGAGCCAUACUACGCUGUCAUGAAGCGAGCACCUUCCAUUGGGACGCUAUGGGUGUGGAGCAUCUUGGAGAUCCCAGUAGGCGCGGCGGUAUUGGGGGCAUUGGGGCCAAUGAUUUGGGGUGUGUGGUGGAAAGGUUACGGCAUUCUCUGA
This is a messenger RNA of Aspergillus pseudonomiae, 888 nucleotides long. RefSeq lists its product as uncharacterized. NCBI's taxonomy places the organism in Eukaryota, Fungi, Ascomycota, Eurotiomycetes, Eurotiales, Aspergillaceae. The record is from RefSeq and is a predicted model, not a curated record. The transcript has a single exon. Bases 1 to 888 code for a protein of 295 amino acids.